Molecule: messenger RNA, 1392 nt
Organism: Bactrocera latifrons
Lineage: Eukaryota; Metazoa; Arthropoda; Insecta; Diptera; Tephritidae
Gene: ATPsynC
Product: ATP synthase lipid-binding protein, mitochondrial
Exons: 4
Coding region: 176-592 (138 amino acids)
Biological process (GO): proton transmembrane transport; proton motive force-driven ATP synthesis
Molecular function (GO): proton transmembrane transporter activity
Source: RefSeq, a predicted model, not a curated record
AACACGAUUACGAACGUCAACGAAUAGCAGCGGUGAAUUUGUCAGUGGAAGAAGACCAUUGAAACGUUACGAAAGCAAUUUUGUGGCUCUAUCAAGACUUUAGAUAAAUUAGCACUGUGCGUUAGCUUAAAUUUCUGGUUGAUCCACGUAGCAUCAUCAAAUUAAUAUAUACAAAAUGUUCGUGUCAACAGUCUCCCGUAUUGCCCCCGUCGCCAGGACCGCUCUCCUUAACGGUUCAAAGCAAUACUUGCGACCAUUGAGCAGCGCUGUGAUUAGCCAGAGCCAAUCCUUGGCAGCUCAGAACACAACGCCCGUUGCUUUACUGCCACAAAUUAGGUCAUUCCAGACCUCUCCAGUCACUCGUGACAUCGAUUCUGCUGCCAAAUUCAUUGGUGCUGGUGCUGCAACAGUCGGUGUUGCCGGUUCUGGUGCUGGUAUCGGAACAGUGUUCGGUUCCCUCAUCAUUGGUUAUGCCAGAAAUCCAUCGUUGAAACAACAGUUGUUCUCAUAUGCCAUCUUGGGUUUCGCCUUGUCUGAAGCUAUGGGUCUUUUCUGUCUUAUGAUGGCCUUCUUGCUGCUCUUCGCUUUCUAAAGUGUAUGUCAUUGAAAGUUUAUAAACAACAGUAAUAGCAGUAACAUCAGCUACACCAUUUAUUGUUUUUAAAAAACAUCCAAGAAUAAAAACACGUUUAUUUAAGUUUAAAACGAAAAUAAAAAUACUAUGAUAAAAAAUUACAAAUGUGCAGAAUACGUUAAAUCCAAGCGAAAAACCACCCUAACCGAACAGAAGGAAUAGCAGCAAGUAUUUUGCGAACGAAAUGAAAAAAGUUAAGCGCCGAAUCGAAAACAGUCGGUAAACAGAUCGAAACACCAGCUAGGGCAUUCGUUAUUGAUCCCGUAUUAUUUUAGCGAUAUGAACAUUUCAAUGAAAAUCACAUACGAAUAUCUAAGUCUGCAGCCAUUAGAAGUAUAAAUUGAAUGGUAUCCUGAAGCAAGAAGUUGCUAUUAGUGGUUCACAACACUAUAGAUUUAGUUUCAAAGCCAUGAUUUAGGGUCGUGUUUACCCUGUUAGCGCUCUCGUUAAAAACUAGGAAUGCAGGUAACAACCGAUGCAAUCAUGGAAUAAAAUACCAUUAAUUACUAUGUGGAAGUUGGGUUUUCUGUAUGUGAUUUUAAUUGACGCUAAAAUAUAUUUCCUACUCAACUGGAUUUGAGAAGUUGUUUGUGCAUUCUUUUAUGUAUACGUUGUUGCAACGCAUUUCUUAAAUAAUUGUAUCUACAAAUAAAAGAAUUGAGUCCUUAUUAUGAUAAUGCCGAUAAAAAUUUAUUUGCAUACGAAUUGUAACAAAGUAGAUGCUGAAUAAAAAGAUGGAAUUAAUGACUGGAGAAAAA